UUAAAUCUGCCAAAAAUGUAUGAGUCGAUUGAGCGGGACUCUCAGGAAGAUUUGUUGGAGUCGUGUGACGAGUGUUUAUUGCGAAGAUCAAACGCUAUUAGGAGAAGAGGGAGGCGGGUGAUAGUUUCAAAGGGAUCGUCGAUUCAAAGGGCGAGAAAAGCAAGGGAAGAGUUGGAAAAGUGUUUUGAGAAGUGUGCCUCCCCUGCGAAUUCUCAUAAAGAAAGGAGAGGAGUUAUUUGCAUAUAUGGUUUGAAGAGAAUCCGGAUUUGGAAGAUGAAGCAGAUUAGGAGAAAAGUAAAUUUGGGGGUGGACAUGGUGAAAGGGUCCAGAUUAUCGGUGUUGAUGCCUUGGAGUCCUCAAAGGAAAUCAAAGACUAAUUCAAAAGAAUCUUUUCAAGAUGGGGUUGCUACAGUUCCUAUUAAUCCGCGAAUUCAAGAAGUUGAUAAUGGAUUCUUCGAAAAAUUCGGUUCCCUUUUCCGCGAUACAGCGGAAAUGGCCCAGAAUAGGGAACAGGUGGAAAAGGAACAAGUUGCAGAAGCUGCGGCACAGAUAGCACCAAAAGAAGAAGAUGAAGAAGAAGAACCUGAGACUCCACCACAAAGCGCGUCUGAAAGUGAAGCAACUUCUUCAGACUACGGAUCGUCCUCUGAGUUAGAUAAGGAAUAUGAUGCGGAUUUUAUUGCUGCUGCAUUUAAUAUUGACGAACUUUACUCAGAAAUCCUAUACGUUAUCCUACACAACGUAGGAUGCGAUGUCAACUUCGAAGUGGGUCAAACUGCCUUAUUCUCCUACGCGCAAGAAGCUUUCAAAAUUUCAAGUCCUAAACAUCGAGAACUGUUGGAGCUCGCCGAGAAAAAAGACGAUCCGGAACUGUUAAUUAACGUCGAAGUGAUCAAAGCCAAAGAACUGAGACCGAAAGACUCUAAUGGGUCGAGUGACCCCUUUGUGACGCUAUACCUGGCUUCAAAUACGAGCCAUCGAUAUAAUACGUCGGUGAAAACUAUGACGUUGAAUCCGGUAUGGGAAGAACAUUUUGCUUUACCAAUCGUUGAUAAUAACAUCAACGACACCCUUUGCCUGGAAGUGUGGGACUUCGAUGCUGCCGAAACGGUGAAAGAAAAAUUUGGCAAAAUAUUAGACGUCAAGGGAGUGAAAGGAAUGCGAAAACUGAUCAAAGAAAUAGCUGUGACCGCGACCACUGGCCAACACGAGAAUGAGUUUAUUGGAAGCGCUAAGAUUCCUUUGAGUACUAUUCCUGCUUCUGGUAUGACCAUGUGGUACACUUUAGAUAAAAAGAAUAAGACCACCAGACAAGGGGUACUCAAAGUACGUAUCUGCUUUAGUUCAGGGAAAAAUAAUCAAGUGGCCAUGCAGGAACAUCGGCACAUGAGAAGGAUAGUUUUGCUGCACGAAUUAGAGUUAUCCAAAGUGGCACCUUAUUGGUGGUGUGGAAACUUUAGUCCAGCAGGUGAACAAUUACUGACUCAACAUGUAGCUCAGUCCGGUCUAACGCAAACUCAAGUGGCACUAUGUUCGUAUUCAGUAUAUGCGGGAGUGCAUCAAUCGCACCCUUUAAGCUUUAAUUUAUUCUCGAAAUUACUGGAUAAACUCAUGAAACCAUUGCAAACUGAGGUUAUACCAGAAGACGAUAUGAAGCUAUUCUGGGAAGCGACGAAAAAGCUUCUGCCGUCAUGCUUCAGCGUUAUAAAAAAGAUUCGAAAGAAAACCGUUAACGAAAAAAAUGUUAUGAAGCAGGUACUAGAAGUUCUCAAAAUCCUUAACUAUAUUUCCAGUUUGGAACCCAGGGAUAUUGAUUUGUUUCCUAGAAUUUUAUAUCCUUGGAUAAAGUUCCAGGAUGAAGGUCCGUACUGGGACAUACAACAAGUUCUCAAAGAUGCGGUGUCGAAAGGGGCAGAUGAUUGGUUAACUUAUAUCAUUGAAAAUAACAAAGAUACAGGGGGAACUGCUUUAUCGAAGCUACAAAAUUUAUUGCAGAUGAUCCAGUUGAUACGUAGUGAUCUGCAAAAGGCGAUUGAGUUCUAUGAUAAGUUGUUUAUAGAGCAUAUGAACUUCCAAUACGCCAAAUGCCUCUAUAACUUUUUCCAAGCGCAAAUCUCGGGCAUUUGCGAGCCGGACGUCCGAAUAAUUUGCAAAAACUUAAAAACUCUAAAUUAUUCCGGAUACAAUUUCGGAAAUGGCCCUACAAACUCCGACCCCACUGUAGACCCGCUAGCUGAAGGAACUUCUCUGUUUGAACUUUACUUGGCCAUCCAGAGGUUCGUCAAAUUAGGCGAAGGCAUUUGUCCUUUAGAUUUUAAUGGGUUUUACAUUAAAAACUUCCAUAAAUGGUUCCAUGAAGGGGUGGCUCAGUGGUUGGAUAUUGCAGUAUAUAAAGCACUUCAGAGGAUAGAAAAAGCUGUUGAACUGGACCAGCUCGUACCCAUUGACAGUUCAGUAAAAUAUAGUUCUUCUGCCGUUGAUACUUUGACGAUAUUUUAUCAAGUCAACACGUUUUGGCAACAAUUAAACUGGCCUGAUGUCGAAAGUUGUUACUCGUUUAUUGCUAAAAUUAUUGAUGACAUCUGUCGCUGUUGCAUAUUCUACGCCCAAAAAAUGUCUCAAAAAGUGGACGGUAUGGGGGUGGUAGAAAACGUGUACGAAACAAGAUUCGAAGUAACCAACGAGUGGUGCUUAGCCAUAAACAACAUAGACUACGUAAGAGAGACUUUGGAACCGUUUACCAAUGACUUGGGUAUGGAAAAGGUUCUGAAACAAAUACUCGAAUUAAAAAGCCCCAUUGAUGCCCAAAGGUGUCGUGACACUUUGAAAAUCGUUAUUUCAAACGCGGUUGAUACCGUCAGGAAUGAAAUUGUUGAGCUGUUACAAACCGUUGUUGAAAAAAUGACUCCAUCAAUGAAGCGAUUGUUGAUUGAAGGUGCUGAAUUGUUUGAUCAAGAUAGUAACAGUAUCGACCGGUUAAUGUUAUAUGUAGAUCAGAACUUGGCUACAUUAAACAGUCAGUUAAAUGAAGAGAAUUUUAAUAGGACUUUGGAACUUAUUUGGGAAAUGCUUAGUAAAAUUUUGAAUGAGAUUAUUCAAAACAGUAUUGAGAAUCGACGACCUCCUUCAUUCUUCGCCAACCUCAAAAAAACACUAAAAACAAUGGUGGGAGCCUACAGCGCCCCCUCAGACUGUGACAAUUGUGAUGCCCUUAUGCGAACUGAAAAAAUAUUAACAAUACACGGACUGGAAACUGCUGAUCUCAUCCACGAAGUUAAUCUAGAACUUGCUGACAAAUAUGACGAGCUUCGCGAGUCGCCUUAUGGCGAAAUAUCAUUUAGGUGUAAGUUUCAAGGCGACUCCUUGAUAAUUGAGGUGAUAAACGCUAGGGAUCUGGCUUCUAUGGAUUCUGGCGGUACCAGUGAUUCGUUCGUCCGGAUACAUCUCUUGCCAGAACACAAAUUUAACGGAGUUGAAAAGCCCAAAACGAAGACGCACAAUAAAACUCUUUUUCCUCUUUAUGAUGAAACAUUCACGAUAAAUUUAACGCCAGAACAAAGAGAAUUGGAAAAUGGCCUAAUACUAUUCAGUAUAAAAGACAAGGAUAUGUUAGGUUACAAUAAUCAAUAUAUUGGAGAGGCGUAUAUUAGAUUUAAAGAUAUUCCCAGUACUGACGAUCCUUUAAGUGAAUUGCCCCAAGUGAAAAAGUUGCUGGGAAGGCCAAAAUCUUUAGAUACAGAUGCCAUUAAAGGACUGGAAACUAGACAGGGUGACAAACAAGCCAAAGAAUUCCUCAAGAAAUUUAAGCAGAAAGUGUCCGCAUAGCAUAGAUUCCUACAUGUACUUACCAGACUGUUUAAACGAUAGAAUAAAAUAUUUUCGUUAUGCCUUAUUAAAUGUUUAAUUGUACAUGUUAUUUGUGUUUAUUUUUGUACUUAAUAAUAAAUAUUUAUUCUUA
This is a messenger RNA of Anthonomus grandis grandis, 3958 nucleotides long. It is a transcript of the gene stac, whose product is annotated as protein unc-13 homolog 4B. The coding region runs from base 16 to 3825 and encodes 1269 amino acids. The record is from RefSeq and is a predicted model, not a curated record. NCBI's taxonomy places the organism in Eukaryota, Metazoa, Arthropoda, Insecta, Coleoptera, Curculionidae. The transcript has 19 exons.